Messenger RNA from Podospora pseudopauciseta, 2600 nucleotides. It is a transcript of the gene RVB2, whose product is annotated as RuvB-like protein 2. Bases 927 to 2387 code for a protein of 486 amino acids. Gene Ontology annotation, biological process: chromatin remodeling; box C/D snoRNP assembly; regulation of transcription by RNA polymerase II. Gene Ontology annotation, cellular component: Swr1 complex; NuA4 histone acetyltransferase complex; R2TP complex. The transcript has 3 exons. Gene Ontology annotation, molecular function: ATP hydrolysis activity; DNA helicase activity; ATP binding. The record is from RefSeq and is a predicted model, not a curated record. Lineage: Eukaryota; Fungi; Ascomycota; Sordariomycetes; Sordariales; Podosporaceae.
UGCAAGUACAAUGCGUCACGGUUGAACGGCGCGGGGCUUGCUAAUAACAAAGCGAGCAGUGUUAACAGAGAUCCAGCAGCACCAGGGCAUGCAUGUAAAAUAGAAAGCAAGCAAAAAUAAACAGGGAAUCAACGCGGUGGUGAGCUGGAGAUUGGAAGAUUUAUAAACUUUGAGCUCCAAGGUUUAUCAUUGAGAGGCAAGCACACCCCCAGCAAACGGGUAGGCGCUAAGAGGCAUGUUCCAAUGGCAGCUGCGCUCUUCUGCGGGGGGGUCCCUGUCAGGAGAGAAGAAGCAAUGUGUAGAGAGUUUGCUCAGGCACAGUCCUGCUUACUCGAGGAAACGCGUUGUCGAUUCGAAAAAGAAAGAAAAAUCCUGGUCAGGUUGUCCGCUAAUUUUUCUUCGACGAGUGGCUGAUGGGAAACAGACAUCGGAAGGCAACAAAAAUAUUGUGUAGUGUAGAUAUUCAAACAGGCACCGACCUCGCUCGGCCCGUCUCUAUUCUCUGCCACACGGCGCUGAGCGAAUGGUCUUUUGUAUUUCAAGUCGCCUGAUGGAUGCCCGCGACGCGGUUGAGAACAGUAGGCAGUGAAAUUCGCGCGCCACUGUAGCAACAACCCUAGACUUUAAUAGCGUAACAUUCAUUUAACCUACAGCAAUUGAUACCCAAAGCGGGGUAGCCUGGAUUGCUGAGCUGUCGGAAGUCGGAAUUGGGAGCAGCAAGCCUUAAUCUUGGUUCUUGGCAUUUGCUCAGUUGAUGCAUACCUUGCCUCGAUAUGUGCACAGCGCCAAGACGCGAUAACUCUAAUCAGUAAUCAGUCGAAUCUCAUCAGCCUCGCGAUUCCAAGAAGUGUUGGCGCGUUCAUACCAGCUUCCUCGAACGGCAAAAAUCUAACAUCUUCUCCAAAGUCAUUUGCAACAAGCGCACAAUGGCUGCUCCCGUCGUCACCGUCUCCGAGAGCAAAGAGCUCCGGGGGCUCAACCUCAUCGCCGCCCACUCGCACAUUCGUGGGCUGGGUGUUGAUGCCGAUACCCUCGAGCCCAGAAUUGCCUCCCAGGGCCUGGUAGGACAGGAGAAGGCGCGCAAAGCUGCCGCUGUGGUGCUGGAGAUGAUCAAGCAGGGGAAGAUUGCUGGCCGCGCAGUGCUUAUUGCUGGGCCCCCAAGUACCGGCAAAACCGCCAUCGCAAUGGGCAUGGCCCAAUCCCUCGGCUCCGACGUCCCCUUCACUACCCUCGCCGCCUCCGAAAUCUUCUCCCUCGAAAUGUCCAAAACCGAAGCCCUCACCCAAGCCUUCCGCAAGUCCAUCGGCGUCCGAAUCAAGGAAGACUCCGAAAUCAUGGAGGGCGAAGUCGUAGAGAUCCAGAUCGACCGCUCCGUCACGGGCGGCGCAAAGCAAGGGAAGCUCACUAUCAAAACCACCGACAUGGAAGCCAUCUACGACAUGGGCAGCAAAAUGAUCGACGCCAUGACCAAAGAGCGCGUCAUGGCCGGAGACAUCAUCUCCAUCGACAAAUCCUCCGGCAAGAUUACCAAGCUCGGCCGUUCCUACGCCCGCUCCCGCGACUACGACGCCAUGGGUGUCGACACAAAAUUCCUCCAGUGCCCCGAUGGUGAACUCCAAAAACGCAAGGAAGUCGUCCACACUGUCUCGCUCCACGAAAUCGACGUCAUCAACUCCCGCACCCAGGGCUUUUUGGCCCUCUUCUCGGGUGAUACCGGUGAGAUCAGGAGUGAAAUCCGCGAUCAAAUCAACACAAAAGUAGCAGAGUGGAAGGAAGAAGGCAAAGCCGAAAUAGUCCCCGGCGUGCUCUUCAUCGACGAAGUCCACAUGCUCGACAUCGAAUGCUUCUCGUACAUCAACCGCGCCCUCGAGUCCGACCUCGCCCCCAUCGUCAUCAUGGCCAGCAACAGAGGACACUCCAAGAUCAGGGGAACAGACUAUAAAUCCCCCCACGGUCUCCCCCUCGACUUCCUCGACCGUGUAUCAAUCAUCAACACGCACGCUUAUAACGGCGACGAAAUCAGGCAGAUUCUUACUAUUCGUGCCCAGGAGGAAGAAGUGGAUAUCACACCUGAUGCUCUUGCCCUCCUGACAAAGAUUGGACAGGAGGCUGGGCUGAGGUAUGCGAGCAAUCUUAUCACUACUUCGGAGCUCAUCAGGGCGAAGAGGAGGGGUGCGAGCAAGCAAAUUGGUAUCGAGGAUGUGCAGAGGAGCUUCAAGCUGUUUUAUGACCCGGGCAGGAGUGUGAAGUUCGUGCAGGAUUCGGAGAAGAGGUUGAUUGGGGAGGACGGGGCGGUGGAUUUUAGAGUGCAGAAUGGUGCUGGUGCUGCUCCUGCGGCGGCGGUUGUGUCUGCGGUCGGGGGUGGGGAGAAGAUGGAUACCUCGUGAUAGAGGGGAAAUGUGUAUGCUUGCUGUCUAUGGGAAUUUUUGCGUAGGCGUUACGGGAUAGGGGGUAAAAAGAGAAUUGCUGUGUUUGUUUACAUGGCGAGGCAGAUCAUGGAUUGUAACUGUAAUGAAAUAGAUUGCUUUGAGAGACCAAACCGAGCAUCACUGCCAUGGUGGUGCACCAAGGGCUGUUAAUGUGUUCAAAUUACGAAUUAC